Messenger RNA from Bursaphelenchus xylophilus (pine wood nematode), 4534 nucleotides. The record is from the annotation of a GenBank genome assembly. NCBI's taxonomy places the organism in Eukaryota, Metazoa, Nematoda, Chromadorea, Rhabditida, Aphelenchoididae.
AUGAACUCCGCAAUCAUCGUCCUGGCUUUGUUAGUUUUCGCGGCUGCGGCAAGCGGCGCAGACGAUGAAUCCAAUUACGCUAGAGCGCUGGAUGAAAGCAGAAAACCAAAGUGCAGGGUAAGUAGCUAAAACGCGAAUUUCUAUGGUCAGAAAUUUGUCCGUGUAUACGAUAUAUAGUACACACCACCACUGUGUUACUAUUAAACUAAUCCAUCCCAAUUCUCAGGUCCAUCUGAACCCCGCUCUCCAUGUUUUCAUGGACAGAAUCUGCGUGCUCUGCGAGAGAAUGUUCGCUGAUCAGAUUCAAAACGUCAAGGCCGAAUGCGUCGCCAAUUGUUUCAAGUCCGACAGAUUCAGAUAUUGCCUCAACGUCUUCAGACCCCUUCCCAAUGCUGAUUGGUAAUCAUUUUUAAGAUAUAACAAUGUCAACGGAAUAAAUAUAUUGCAAAGGAAAUGAAAAAAAGUCAGACAGGUGUCUGCAAUCGCAGAUUCGGCGUUCAAUUGCCCGCUUUUCUUGCGCAACAAGCCCUUUUUCUCCUCGUUCUUCCAAACCUUUCUCUAACUUCCUCGCCCCGAAAGAGAACCCAUUUGUUUUCCUGGAAAGGGAAAGCAGAGCAGAUCCAAAUUCCACCGUGUCUUUAUCGCUUCUCGGCCUUUUGGCUAAGAUCAAAGUGUAGUAUCUGUUCUUAUCGGUUUAAUCUCCGGUACGACUUCUAUUGAAGUCAUUCGAGAUUAACAGAUUUUUGGGACCAGCGGAGUUGUGAAGGCUUGCCUUCCGCUCGGCACGGGUCGGCCCGGUCUUGCACUGCUUCCGGGAACGGCCCAGAUAUUAUUUAUUAUUACAAACCCGUGGAAAAUUAGUUUCAAUGGGUGAUAUUUAUCGUGCGAUGAUACUAUAUGCUAUAACACGUUGCAAAACAAAUAAAACCAGCAGCGUUUAUCUAUCAAACAUGCUGCAAAAUUGUUGUAAACAAGCUCUAAAAGCACGCCAAAAGGGGUUGUUUGAUACUUCAAACCGAAAACUCAUUAAAUCCUCACAUAAAAACAUGGGAAACUGGUUUAUGGCCCCUUGAAAUCGCUGGCACUUUGAAAAAACAAAGGAGGUCAAAGCUUACAUUGGCAACAAAAAUUGUUGAAAAAAUCGCUGAAAACAAGCAGUAAAAAUAUUAAAAUUUCCGGUUACAAACCCCUUUCAAUUAUUGUUCCCCAAAAAAUUUAUGAUUUCCUUCUUGGCGGUGUAAUUUAUACCCGUAAAUCCUUUCCCGAAACCUGAUAUCCGCUCCCUUUGUGGUGCCUAAUAAAGACAAACAUGAUAGAUUUCCCGUCUUGCCCUGAGGGGAAAUUCUUGGCAGUGUCUGAAAUUGUAACAAAAAAUUUUUAGUGUUAUGUCAUUAAUAAGCAUAAUCUAUAUUCUUUUGUUGAUUGUAAAAUACGUUGCAUCUUCUUCACACGAGCGGAGAUUGUACGAAGAUUUGCUGAGGGAUUACAGUACCAAUGAGAGGCCAAUCUACAACUAUUCGAAGCCCAUUACUGUCAGCUUGAAAGUGGCUUUGCAACAGCUGAUCGAUGUGGAUGAAAAAAAUGAAAUGGUCAAUGUGAAUGCGUGGCUCAAUUUUGUAAGUGGCCUUGACAGUUUUUCUUCACUUACAUCCCUCCCGGAAACAAGAAAUUUUUUCAAAAAUGAAUUCGAAAACAUGACCUUAGGCUUGGAACGACUACAAACUCCGAUGGGACCCAACAGAAUACGGUAACAUCACUGAUCUCAGAUUCCCAGUCUCCAUGGUUUGGAAACCCGGUAGGCAUAUUUUCGCCCCAUACAAAGAUCGCUUGAUAUUGACAAUAUUGUGGAUUUAGAUGUUCUCCUCUACAACAGUGUGGACACAACUUUUGAUUCCACUUUUCCCUCAAAUGUGAUCGUCUAUAACUCCGGUUCGGUUGUGUGGAUCCCUCCGGGGAUUUUCCGGAUCUCUUGCAAAAUUAAUAUCCGAUUCUUUCCUUUUGAUGAACAAAGAUGUAGUUUCAAGUUUGGGUCAUGGACAUACAGUGGGAGAAGAUUGGAUCUACAGCCAGCAGAAGGGGGAUUCGAUGUCAGCGAAUAUAUUGAGAACGGGGAAUGGACUAUUCAAGGUGAGUUUGGGUGCCAUUUGUCGCAAAAAUUAUGUCUGAUUUUUACUCAAUAUUCUAUAUGAUUGUAUAUACAUACGAGAAUUCAAGCAAGAGUUUUCUACCUCCAAUUUCACCGGCUUUCCUUGCGCAACAAGCCCUUUUCUCCUCGUUUUUCCAAAUCUUUCUCUAACUUCCUCGCCCCGAAAGAGAACCCAUUUGUUUUCCUGGAAAGGGAAAGCAGAGCCGAUCCAAAUUUCCCCGUUCCUUUAUCGCUUCUCGGCCUUUUGGCUAACAGGGGAAGUACUUCAAGUGUGACGCUCAGAUUUUCUUUAAAUUUUGCACACACCACGGGUAUGGACUAAAUAUCAAUUCCUGAAAGUUUUAGCUCGCGCUUUGCGGGCGCCGCCGAGAUAUUGAACGAUUUUUGCCGCCGAGAGAGCACGCUCAACGUGGAGAGCGGUCAGAGAGAAAACCGCUUUUUGGCCAUAACUUUGGCAGUUUCGUGCGGAAAAAUUUGAUUUUUUGUAGAAACAUUAUUCUUUACGGUUGAAAUAGGCAUGAAACUUUUCGUGCCGAAAUUCGGCAAAAAGUCCCAAAUUUUCGCCGACUUUCGAUCUAAAAAUCUCGGUUGUUUCUGCAAAGCGCGAGCUAGGAUUCCCGCAUAUAUCUUAGAAAAAAUUAUUCUAAAUUUGUGCCAAGUUUCAUCAAAAUCUGAGCGUCACACUUCAAGUACUUCCCUUGUAAGAUCAAAGUGUAGUAUCUGUUCUUAUCGGUUUAAUCUCCGGUACGACUUCUAUUGAAGUCAUUCGAGAUUAACAGAUUUUUGGGACCAGCGGAGUUGUGAAGGCUUGCCUUCCGCUCGGCACGGGUCGGCCCGGUCUUGCACUGCUUCCGGGAACGGCCCAGAUAUUAUUAUAACAAGCUGAUGAAAUCUCAAUUUCAUUGGCUUCUCAGCUGAUGGAGGUGUCAUUGAACUAGAGUCACCAAACAAUUAAUAAAAUGCGUCCUCUGUUUUUAAAAUGAAAUUUUUUCCGAUUUCCAGAGACCAAGGUAACUCGUAAUGAGAAGUACUACGAAUGCUGUCCAAAUGAUCCUUAUUUGGAUGUCACCUUCUCCCUUCAACUUCGUCGCCGGACUCUUUAUUAUGGGUUUAAUCUGAUCAUGCCGGGUAUUCUGACCACCACGGUCACCCUUCUCGGAUUCUCGUUGCCGCCGGACGCUGGAGAGAAGAUCACUUUACGUAUGUCCAUAGUAUGAAAAUGGUUGUAAAAUACGAUCAUGUCAAUGUUUACGGCUAUUUGUAGAAAUCACGGUUCUUUUGUCGAUCUGCUUCUUCUUGACCAUGCUCUCAGAGAUGUCCCCGCCCACUUCCGAGGCCGUCCCUUUGCUCGGCCUCUUCUUUUCCAGCUGCCUUAUAGUAGUUACCUUGUCCACAAUGUUUACAGUAUACGUUAUGAAUCUACAUUACAGUAAUCCGACUACACAGAGGAUGGGACCUUGGGUAAGAGAAUUUUUUAGCUUAUGUUACAUAUUUAAAAUACGGUAACUGUUCUCUUUCAGACACAAAAAUUAUUACUGCAAUGGAUUCCAUAUUUAUUGAGGAUCAAAAGGCCAGGAGUUGAAUUGAAAUGGAAAGAUUUGCCGCCAUUAUUUAGGGAGGAGAAGGAAGGAAAUGGAUGCACUCAAUUGAUUCGGAAUGUAAUGUCAAUCGAAAAGGGAUUACAGUAAGUUUAAUGGUAUCUUUUUCGAGUUAUAGUUCUUAUCAAAAGUUCUAAAAAUAUGCAGGUAAAAAAUUAAAAAAUUUGGGAACUGAGGAUGACAUCAUCUCCAACAAAACAAGUUUUUCUCCCCGACAGUGCAGGAGAUAUCUGUAAAAAAAUAAUUUUCUUUGAUUGAAUUCUCUAAUUAUCUAUCGGAUUAUAGUCAUCUGCUUCUGAAAAGCCAUAGCUAAAAUUUUCAGGAUUAAAAACAGGCAUCCUUGAAUACUUCAAUAAAAUUUUUUAAAUUCCAAUUUUCAAAAUAAGAAUCCUCCAUUUGCAGAGGUUCAUGUGAGUCAGGCGAGCUGCUCCGGCCCUUCAUGAAGAGGAAUCAGUCCAAAUUAUCUCUAGAAAAUAUCGAAAGCAUCGUCAAAAAUGGCCUACCAAGUAUUCAAGCCAGUCUAAUAUUAUCGCUUCAAGACAUCCUCGACGAAGUCACUGUGAGUUCAAAGUUUGAACAAAAUUUUUGAAGAGAUCAUUUUACAUUAUUUUACACUGCAAUUCAGACUGUAACCGACAAAAUUUUGAUGGACGAAACGGAUAAAGCGGAGGCGCGAGACUGGAGAUUUGCGGCGUUGGUGGUGGAUAAGCUCUGUCUUCAUGUCUUCACGUUCUUCAUUUUCGGUACAGUGAUCGGCGUUAUGAUGAUGGCACCGUAUUUGGUCGCCUAA